Molecule: messenger RNA, 4112 nt
Organism: Lepisosteus oculatus (spotted gar)
Lineage: Eukaryota; Metazoa; Chordata; Actinopteri; Semionotiformes; Lepisosteidae
Gene: abhd12
Product: abhydrolase domain containing 12, lysophospholipase
Biological process (GO): phosphatidylserine catabolic process; monoacylglycerol catabolic process
Cellular component (GO): endoplasmic reticulum membrane
Molecular function (GO): phosphatidylcholine lysophospholipase A1 activity; monoacylglycerol lipase activity
Source: RefSeq, a predicted model, not a curated record
UGCUGCUUCUCUGAAGACACCAAAAAACAACCACCUGGAGACACGGGAGAGGAGCUCAACCGGCCAGGAGCAGACUUUCAAACGGAUGCGAAAGAGGAACAACUCGCCCGCCGUGGAUCAUGACAGCUCUGUCACCACCAGCACGGUGCUGGACAGCGGCGCGCAUCUGAGGUGCUGCCGGAGACCGGCGGAGCCCGACCCGGACAAAGCAAUGGUGCGGAGACUGAGAAAUGGACUAAUGUACAAAGUGAAGAGGCUUUUCUUGUGGAUGCUGGGAGUCUACAUAGCCAUUCCAUUCAUCAUUAAACUGUGCCCAUCAAUUCAGGCCAAGUUGGUCUUUUUAAACUUUGUGCGGGUGCCAUAUUUCAUUGACUUGAAGAAGCCUCAGGACCAGGGUCUAAACCACACCUUUAACUUUUACUUCCAGCCCGAGGAUGGGGUCAACGUCGGAGUCUGGCACACAGUCCCUGCCGUGCUGUGGAAAGACGCCCAAGGGAAGGACCAGGCCUGGUAUGAAAGCACCCUAGAGUCCUCCCAUCCUGCCAUGCUGUACUUGCACGGCAACGCCGGGACCAGGGGAGGAGACCACAGAGUACAGCUGUAUAAGGUUCUCAGCUCCCUGGGCUACCAUGUAGUCACAUUUGAUUACAGAGGCUGGGGAGACUCUGAGGGCAGCCCCUCCGAGAGAGCCAUGACGGCCGAUGCCAUCUUCCUCUACAACUGGGUGAAACAGAGGAUUGGGAACAAUCCUUUAUACAUCUGGGGCCAUUCCUUAGGGACAGGUGUGGCAACAAACCUAGUAAGAUAUCUGUGUGACACAGGGAGCCCUCCUGAUGCCUUGAUCUUAGAGUCUCCCUUCACCAACAUAAGAGAAGAAGCAAAAAGCCACCCCUUCUCUAUGAUUUACAGAAAUUUGCCGGGAUUUGACUGGUUCUUCCUGGACGCUAUAACCGCCAAUGACAUUCGGUUUGCCAGCGAUGAAAAUAUGAACCACAUCUCAUGUCCGCUGCUGAUUCUCCAUGCAGAAGAUGACACUGUUGUGCCAUUUCACCUAGGAAAAAAGCUUUAUAACAUCGCUACACAGUCCAAAGGCCUGAGCGGACACAAAGUUCAGUUCAUUCCAUUCCCCAAGGCCCUGGGCUACAAGCACAAAUUCAUCUACAGGAGCCCAGAGCUGCAGCAUAUACUGAGUGAUUUCCUAGGCACCUCCCAUUCGCAAGUAUAGUUUGCCACCAUGGCACCUGACUGUUCCUCCUCACCCCACACCUCUUCCUGCGCCGGCCCCCCGGCCCCCCCAGCCCCCGACACACACAGUGAUCCACGCAUGCAGGUCGAGGCGCUCUGCUCAUCUCUGUCAUCCUUCAGAGCCGGACAUGGGAGUAAACACGACAGAAACCGCGUGUGGGUCUGUAUGGAUGCAGAAGUGAGAAACAGCUCAAGCACAAAGACGAUUACCUGCACUAUCAAGCGCCUUGGCACUGGACCUCAAGCCUGAAAGGGACAAAGGAUCUGAGGGCGCCCGGGACAUUUAGCUGCACCGCAACGACGAGGAGGAAGGAGUUUCUUAAAAAUCUCAACGUGUUACAUCUAGACAUGAGAAACCAGUCUGCGUGCUUGGUGAACAGGAAGAUUUCACAACUGGUCAAGCAGAUGCGAAAGCCCGGAAACUGGACUAAACUGGGCUGGAUUGGAUUUUUAAAUUUGAGCCUUUAUCGUUGACUGGCGGACCUGGUUCCGGUUCCGACAGAAUUUGGCAGGCCCAGAGAUCCAGGCAAGAGCAUGUUAGAAUUCAGCAGGAUAUGUCAACGGUACCCACUAUAAAAAUGUCAUUUUGUUAUAUAUUUCUGAAUAUAUGGAUUUUAUCAGUAGUUUUCUUGGUCUGCUUAGAGGCCAUUACAAACGGCUGCGUCUGAGUCUAAUCCCUAACUUAUUCCCUUGCAUGACAAGGGAAUGAUCUGGCAAAGGUUCAGGCGUACUGUAUGUUGUCCAAUCCUUAGCUCAUUUUCCAUAGGAUCUUACCCCCUGUUGCCAGGGAUACCAACAGAAUCCCUGUUAAGUGGACCAGACCUCUUUUAAGAGGAGUUCCCAAAUUAAACAAAGUGUUCUGGAAAUUACAAAUUGUAAUUUCUGAGUGUCAGACUGUCACUCUUAUAAUCUGUUUGUGUGCAAAUACUUUAAUUGGAUAAAAUCCCCUGUCCAUGCCAGAGAAGUGACUCAAAUUAGAAUAGGCUUUCAAAGCUUGACAAAUAACAGCAGUAGUGCUGGAAAGUUUAGAUGCCCUGGGAAAUAUAAUUGAAAAUCAAUUGAACUUUGUAGUUGAAAUGAUAAAUGCAACGAAGUAGACCUAUCUAAAAUGUAUAAAUCGUCUUGUAUUCUAAGUGGGCAUUAAUUUUCCCUACUGUGUUUUUCAAACCAUACAUAUGCACGAGACUGUUAUUUAUGCUUUUUGCAAUACUGACCUGUCAUAAACUACCCCCUCAGUUAUAGAAGGGCAGUAUUUUAGAUUUCAUUCAAGAAUUAAAUGUUGCAAAGGCACCUGUGUAACAAACAAGGUCACACAACUGCAUCAAGCACCACAAUAACUUCUCAUAAUAACUAGAGCUCUCCGAACACACAGGAACACCUGGCAGGAGAUUGUUGAGUUUCUGAGCUGCUGCCUUUCAGCCUUUCCCUGUUUUCCUAGUACAACUCUUCUGAAUUUUUAUAGCCUUAAAGUAAUAAUCUGCAGGUGAGGUACUAAUGGAGAUUAAAACCCAUAUUGCUUCGUUGGAAUUGAACGAUUUAAUUUGCACUACACAUGCUGAGUGCUUCUCAGUAGGAAUUCUCCAGGUUCUGUUGUGCAAUAGUCACCUGUACUUUUCAGACAGGUGUCACAUUCUCACAAAAUUAGCUUAGUAUUGAAAAUCUACAGGAGAUGAAAAUAAGGUCAGAUGUGGGUUUAAUGUGUAGUUUAAAAGGAAAGGGUGAUUUAUAAUUUGAUUUUUUUUAUUUUACUUGCUUUUUACUUUUUAUGGCAUAGGGGGAAACAUACCAGUGAGUGAUCUGAAACAUGAAGGAGUUCUACACUGUGUGUUUGGGUGUGAGAGAGGCGUGUUGAGGUCUCUCUCGUGUGCAGGUCCAACAGCAGCUGAGCUAGAGAUCAUGGAAAUGCUCCUUUUCCUUGUGACAGUGCAGAUUCUUCUGCAGAAAAGCCACGGCUUCUCUGUUAACCCUGCACUUCACCUGCUGUCAUGAAAAUAAAGUGGCAGACAGCAUGAAAUCGCUUCUGAGCAACUACAGCUUUUCUCCAUUGGCUGUAGCUUCUGUACAGCUUCCUACUGUAUAACAUCCUUCAUGCUUCAGAUUUCCACUGAUAAGUCUUGUUUAAUUUAUUAACCUCUUAUACAUUAAAGCAAAUCUCUUUUUCCAGUUUAAGUGCUUGACAAGUGAGCACUUCUUUGUAGUCUAAGAGAGACACAGGCAUGCAGUGAGUGGAGUGCCAGCUGUGCCAACUGUAGUGGUUUGCUUACCUGGAGGAUUCGGCCUAUCGCGCUUCAUUGCAGAACUCCUUUGUAAGUAGAAAAAAGAAACAGCUGACAUGCACACGACUUGUAUUUGUCCUCGGUGGCUCUGGACACAUUUAAUUUUUUCCAUGAGUUGGUGAAAAAAAAAAAAGGAAAUGCCACAGAUCCUGCUUUGUACGUACCAAACCACCUGGGCAGAGAAACAGGAAAUAAAAACUUGAAACUGCGGGAUGGUCCUGGGCAGCUGGCAGCCUUGGAUGAGCCAAUAGAUGAUGUUUUAAAACUCCAGGGUUUGUGUUUGUUUUCUUAUCUCACUUGGUUCUUUUAAGAGACUCACAGGGUCUUUCAUUCAUGUACUCCAAUAUCUUACUCUAAAGAUCCAUUAAUGGGCAUUUACUGGAAGAUGUACUGUAACUAACAACAGAUCAUUAAAUACAAUGACUCUGAUGUUUCUUUACUUACUGAUACUGUACUACUGCUGUAUUGCCUGAUGUCAGCUAUAAUUUAUCAUUGUUCAGAAACCUAAUGAAAACCUUUCAUGAAUAUAUUUAUAACAGGCCAGUGUCUUUUAAUUAUAUGCUCUGAGUAGCCAUUAAAUCUUCAUCCACA